Alternaria alternata is the source of this 1194-nucleotide messenger RNA. RefSeq lists its product as hypothetical. Bases 1 to 1194 code for a protein of 397 amino acids. The transcript is spliced from 4 exons. The record is from RefSeq and is a predicted model, not a curated record. NCBI's taxonomy places the organism in Eukaryota, Fungi, Ascomycota, Dothideomycetes, Pleosporales, Pleosporaceae.
AUGGUAGCAAAGAGACGCGAUGCCGCAGCAGAUGGGGGCAUUGUACGUGGUGUUUUAGAAAGCAAUGUCAGUGGCACAUCCCCAGCUUUGAUCAAUCGCAAACCGAACGAAGAACGCCCUACGGUCACUUUCUGGGAUGACGAUCACGCUACAGAGGUGGAUUGGAAGAAGAGCGCAGCCAAAGGGGGAGCCCUAAUGUGCGCUCUCGAGGGCUCCGACCAGGUUGCAGGUCGUCAAAUUAGAGACACUCGCGAACCCCCAUCUGCCGCGAGUCGGUACAACAGCGAUCUCAAGACUGAGCUUCAUGACUGGUACUGGCGAGAAACUAACCCAUCGACGUUCAGCUGUAGUUUUUCUGAGCACUGGCACCUUGCGCACGCGAUGCGGUCACUCGGACUUGAUGGAAAACCAGCGUCAGAAGGCGGAGACAAUCAAUGCUACAGGAUCGAACAUUGGAAUCCAGAGAACAGGGAUGACAAGGGCAACCAGAUUCCGGCCAUCAACCAGUGGUACAGCGUCCCAGGUCACGACAAGCAGUACCGCGCAACGAAGGCACACUUCGAGUUUGGCAUCAACACCAAAGGCGGCGCCAUCUAUGGUCUUUUCCUUGAGAGUGCUUUAGCCUCUGCUAAGAGCAUUUGGGGUGGUGGUACAAAAGAGCCGAACCGAGACGAUCUUCCCCAGCUCCGUGCCUUUUCAGACAUUAUGUGGGCGUUCUGGGUUCGCAACAACCCAAACGUCAGAAACAUUCGCUACUUCUUCAUGAUAGGCAUCUCCAACGACUUGACCAACCAGAUCAUCGCUUCUUGUCUACGUGAUGCUGGUGCCGAGCUGAGCGAGUGGCCUGGAACUAGCUUCUCUACUACUACAGACCAAGGUCAUGCGCUUCUCGGCUCCCCUAACGGUGCUACCUUUGCAUAUUUUCUCAUGCAGCACAAAGCGCAGCUCGGCCAGAAGACUAUCACCAAGAUUACCGUUUUCAGACCAGAAACUGAUGACGACCUCAGCUUCGUCGACGCUUCUCUUUGCUUCCACGUGGCAGAUGGUCCACAGCCACCGCCUGACGAUGCUGCUAUGGCAGCUACCGAUGAAGCGGGCGCUCGAAGUGUGCAGAGGACAAGUUUGAGAGAUUCGAGAGAUGUGAAAGGAAUAUCAGUAAUCAGCAUGAUCAGGAUACAUGAAAUCUACAUAUAG